AUGAAUUCAAUCUUCUCUACAACUUUACUUCUUGGUUUCUUAUGUCUUGCAUCGAAUUCUGUCCAAGGAUCGGCUCGUUGUCGUCGAGCGGUAUCAACAUGCAUUCUAACACCUGAAACAACCGAAGGUCCAUAUUCAUGGAACACAACUCUGAUGCGUCAGAAUAUCUCAGAAGAUCGUCCAGGCAUUCCAUUUCGAUUGUAUCUCACAGUCAUGAACAUCAACACAUGUGAGCCAAUCGUAAAUGCAGCUGUGGAAAUUUGGCACUGUGAUGCACUUGGUAUCUACUCACAUUAUAUUCAAGCUAGUAACAAUGUACAAAAUCCAAAAACUGACAACUCUACCUACCUUCGAGGUAUGCAAUUAACCAAUGCUAGCGGUGUUGCUACGUUUGAUACCAUCUAUCCCGGCUGGUAUACCGGUCGAGCAACACAUAUUCAUGUUCGUGUUCAUCUCAAUGGAGUGUAUGUCACAUCUACCGGUUACUACUCUGAUGGAAGUCUUGUGAAAACUGGUCAAUUAUUUUUUAAUGAUUCAUUGACAGAUUUAGUUGCACAACAAUCACCCUAUUCAACUCAUACAAUUACACGUACAUUAAAUAGUGUUGAUACAAUUUAUCAAAGUAGCACAAUUACUUUGAUGGAUAUUCAAUAUGUCAGUUCAGCAGCGGGAUUAUCAGGUGGUAUGGUUACAUCAGCUACGCUAGGUGUGUCAUCGUCAUCGACGUCAUCAUCAACAACAACAAAAGCAUCCGCAAGCACAACGACCGCACGGACAUCCAGCACGACUACUGUACGGACAUCAAGAGCAACAACGACUACGCAGCGUUCACAAACGGGUGGAGCGAAUAAUUCUAAGCGACCAUGGUGGCAAUUCUUUGGCUAA
Adineta ricciae is the source of this 885-nucleotide messenger RNA. Lineage: Eukaryota; Metazoa; Rotifera; Eurotatoria; Adinetida; Adinetidae. The record is from the annotation of a GenBank genome assembly.